This is a messenger RNA of Homalodisca vitripennis (glassy-winged sharpshooter), 1293 nucleotides long. Its product is annotated as low-density lipoprotein receptor-related protein 8-like. The coding region runs from base 67 to 981 and encodes 304 amino acids. NCBI's taxonomy places the organism in Eukaryota, Metazoa, Arthropoda, Insecta, Hemiptera, Cicadellidae. The record is from RefSeq and is a predicted model, not a curated record. The transcript is spliced from 5 exons.
CACCAGUAACGUGUUUAGCUUGGAUUAAUACUGUAUUGGUGUUUAGCAACAGAGCCGCAACAUCUGAUGCUUAUAGUUAUGCGGUGUGUUUGUGUUGUAAUCACGGGUUUAAUCCUUGCUGCAAACGCGGUGAAGUUCCUGAUCGUUACACACGAUGGGGUGAGGCUGUACAAUAUGGCCGGAGGCUACAAGAACGUGAUCCUGUUGCAGGACAUGGUCAAGGAUGUUGACUACCAUCUCGCCCGGAAUGACGUUUAUGUGAUGACUUAUAGGCAGAUAAUAAGAACACCUCUGGAAGGGCGUUCCACCCAAAACUACACCGUUAUAGCAGAUCCUGAAGACGAGUACCGCUUCACCUCCUUGGCUGUAGACUGGGUUCACGAAGUCCUCUACUGGACGAGUGGACCAAUCUUGGUAAUCCACCAAGCUUGUCUUAACGGCUCUGAACAGCGGAUCAUCCUCAGGUGCUGUUACAUCGAGAAACAUCUGAACAAACUCUUGGUGGAUCCCUAUGUUGGACGUCUUUUCUGGAUGACCAACAACGAAGUACAUUCCGCUAAUCUUCAAGGUAAGGAAUACAAGAAAGAUAUCUUCCCAAAAAUCAGCAGUAUUAGGGACAUUGCCAUAGACGUGUAUCGACAAAGAAUCUACUUUCUGGCCGCUUUUAGUGGCGACGACACGUGGUUCGUAACAUCAAGCGGAUACGACGGUGGAUACCUAAAGAGGCAUGUCCAGGCUCCAAGAGUAAUGUACGGGCUCGGAGCUCAGAGAGAUGAAGUCUACUGGAUACCGCAUGACGACGACAGUUGCGUCUGGGAGGGCAACGAUGUGUAUCGGCACAGAUUCACUCUCUACUCAGCUUCUACAGAGGAUAACUCAACUGCUCGCCCAUUGCUAAUGUUCCCGGAGCCUGUAUGGAAUUUACGAGUGAUUCAGUCAGACCUUAUGGAAGGAAACAGUUCACAUGGAAUGUGCACAUGAUAGGAUACUUCACUUGUACGAGUAUGAUAGGCUGCAUGCCAUUGAAAUAUUCACAGUUUGCGGCAUUCCUUACAUAAGGUUCUCUCCGCAUGGCUGGCUGGAAGAAGUUUCUAGGUGUUUACAACCUGUAAUCGUCAUUAAAACUUCGAUUUGUAAUUUUCAAAAACCAAUAAAUAAUCAUGGUAGUAAACGGGUAAAGAAGUUAUAUGAUUCUCUUUACUGUACGAAUAUCUGUUUCAUACUAUUAUUCAUUUACCACCUGUACAUUUACAAAAACUAUUGAAGAAGAGAAAUAAACCCCUUUCAAAGUGC